GCGCCAGAACCCCAAUUUCUUUCAUUCACCAUCACCGCAACUGAUUUGGAUGCUGUCUUGUUUGGUUCUGAACGGCUGAAUGGUUGUUUUGCAAGACAGAAUUGUCCAUGUUUGACAACUGAAAGAAUGAGAAUAUGCCUCUACUGUUGCCAUGACACAAAGGAAUGAAGAACUUGGAUUCAGUUUGAUGAACACUGAUUCUGGUAACAGUGACAGGAUUGCUGGUGAUUGUCACCGUAGUGAUACAGCCAUCCCUCUAUCUGUGGUUUCAGUUUCUCCUUUUCCUCACUGGAAUAUGAAUGAAACAUCUCAAUAUUAUAAAGACGAACCAGCUGGACAUAAUUCGACAAUUGACUCCUCCCAGUUCCAAAGUUGUCAGAAUUUCCAGAUGGACCAUAAUUACCCAUACGGAGAAGAAGAAGAUAAACCCCUUCCAUGCAGACCAGAUUCAGGUUUUCCAUGUCCAGAAGGAUACAUAGGGUGGCCACAUCAAUAUAAAAAGCAUGAUAAUCCAAUAGUCCCUGAUGAUACGAUGAAUGCUGCCUUCAAUCUAAAUAGUUUUGAUAAGCCUGACAGUGGUGGAAAAUGUGUGACUCCAAGUGAUAGUUCGGCCAGCAGACCACGAAUGCUCAACCCUAGUGGAAUGACAAUGAGUGGUAAUAUUGCUUUGCCUCUGCUAAAUAUGAAUUUGGGAAUGUCACCGUUUAAUCCAAGUCAAGGUGGUGGAGAACCAUCACUUGCCCCCAGAAAACAUGAUGAAAGAUUUAUGUCUGUUGGUUCUGGAAGUAACAGAGAGUACAAAUCCAAUAGUGUAAUGCCAAAAAUCAAUGUGACUGGUAAUUCUGAGGGGGCAUUUCUUCCUCCAGUCAAUACUUAUCACAAUCAACUGGGUAGCAGAAGUUUCUUGAAUUCUGGUUUAGACAUGAAUGAUACCUUUUCUGGUUUUCAGAACAACAGUGGAAGUGUAUCUGAUAUAGUACAUACUGGCGAUCAUGAAGUUUUGUUAGAUUCUAGACCUGGCUUACGUAUGGCACCAUCAUAUGUUUUCCAAAGGCCAGCUGCUGGUGAUCAAAACACUUAUUUAAGUCACGUCAACUGGGAUUUAGGUCUUGGACGGGUGAAAGACACGGGAAGGGAAUUUGCAGAUGUGGGUCACACAAAUGGCUUUGAAAGAUGCAUGGUUCUACCUUCGAUGCCAUUUGUUGGCAGUCAAACUAUGCCUUGUGACAGUGAACAAAGCAGGGUGAAAGGACAGCUAGUUCCCUCUUCAAUUGGAAUGGUAACUGAUCAGUCACCUUCUGAGCUAUUACCUGAAAAUAAUGGGAGUUUCUCAUCACAGUUUUUCGUCAGUCCUCCUUUAGUCACGGCCACUAGAAGUGCCAGAGUACAGGAUCCUUCAAGUAAUCAUGGUCAACCUCAGGUAGUUGGUUCUAUUCAGCGAUCAAACUCUCAUCUUGGACCACGCUCUUCUGGAAUGCAAACUGGGAAGGGAAAUAUAACUGCUCAAGUUACAAGGUCAUCUAUUAUGCCAUCUCUAAAGAGGGCUGCUUCCCAACCACCGCCAUCCACUGUACAGGAUCAACGCAGGAAGACUCUACCAACUCAGCCUUUAAUUCAUCCAUCAAUUCCAACCUGGACCAGAUUGCCUCCGUCGGUCCCAAAUACACCUCAAGCAAUUCCUCCCUUGGUCCACACAGCCCAAUCUCUCACACCCCAAGCUACUCACUCUUUUGUUCCUCCAUUGCUCUCUACGACUUGGACUAAAUCAGCUCUAUCAGCCCAAAACACAGCCCAGACAAUUCCUUCUUUAAUGCACACAGCUCCAUUUCUCCCACCCAAUGACAGGAGAAUCUCAUCUUUCCACCCCUCAUCCGAUGUUUUACGUCUUCCAAACCGGCAACUGAUAGCCCAGUCUCUGGCUCACCAACGUUUGAGGGCUUCUAUUAUGCCAUCUGCUCCCAGUAUUGCUCCCAAUUACGUCAAAUAUGAAGACAAAACACCUGAACCGAUUGGAUAUAAAUGCUUGUUGUGCAAGAGGGAUCUCUCCUACACAUCAGAAGGGCCAAUUUUCCAGCCACCUGUUCCGCCUGCUGCUGCUGUCCUAUCAUGUGGCCACACCUUUCACGAGUAUUGCUUGGAGCGAAUAACCCCUGAUGACCAAUCUAAAGAUCCUCCAUGCAUUCCUUGUGCUCUUCCCGAGUCGUGAAUUUAGCCUUACUUUUUGAGUACUUCCAUUUUGAUCUCAAAAGUUCUUCGAUAGUAAAAAAAGAAAAAGAAAAAGAAAAACAGCAUUUUGGAGUAGUAGGUUAUGAUUUGAGUAUAUCGUAGUGAAGGUUUUUAUUAUAUUAUACAUCAUAUUUGAUCUGUCAUGUCUGAGUAUGUAGCUAUUGAGGUUAUUAUAAUAGAAUAAAUGUCACAUAUACACACUUCUGCACACAUCAACUCACAUCUAAUAGAUUAUUAUUUG
This is a messenger RNA of Gastrolobium bilobum, 2467 nucleotides long. RefSeq lists its product as uncharacterized. The transcript has 6 exons. The coding region runs from base 152 to 2206 and encodes 684 amino acids. The record is from RefSeq and is a predicted model, not a curated record. NCBI's taxonomy places the organism in Eukaryota, Viridiplantae, Streptophyta, Magnoliopsida, Fabales, Fabaceae.